GGGAGCUUCUGAAAAGGAAGACGUAAUGGUGUGAUUCCUUGUGUCCUUGCAAUGGUCAUCAUUCUAAUAUUACACAACAAAUUCCACAACCGGGAGUCAGAAUGAAGGGUUGCAAACUCUGAUUUUACGGAUACAUGUAUAAGGCGGGGGCAUCGUCCAUGUGGGCGUCAUGCUGUGGGCUGCUGAACGAGGUGAUGGGCACAGGGACGGUGCGCGGGCAGCAGCCAGGGUUUGGGGCCGGGACGGGGCCCUUCCGCUUUGCCCCCAGCGCCGGGUACUCCACAUAUCCCCCCACCAGCUCAGGGAGUGCAGGUCAGCUCUGCAAGGCCUGUGGACUGGCCUUCUCCGUCUUCAGGCGCAAGCACAUAUGCUCGGACUGUAAGAAAAGUUUCUGCGCCAUGUGCUCAGUGCUGCAAGAGAGCCUCCGCUGCUGCACCACCUGCCACCUCCUGCGCGGAACGGCCUUCCAGAGACCACAGCUCAUGGCGCUGCGCGUUAAAGACCUGCGCCAGUACCUGCUGCUGCGCAACAUCCCCACAGACACCUGCAGGGAGAAGGAAGACCUGGUGGACCUGGUGCUCUGCCACCAGGAAGCUGGAGAAAACACCUUGACACAAGGAGGUGUAGAGGAAGAUGGGGAGGAGGAUGAGGAGGAGGAGGAGGAGGAAGAAGAAGAAGAAGAAGAGGAGGAGGAUGCAGACACAGACAGCCUGCACUCGCUCCCCCACUCCCUCCACGCCUCGCCCCCCUCAGCCGCACACCGCUCCGCUUCAGAGCAGUUGUCUCUCUCCACCUCGGAGCAGUCGGCUCUCUCCGCCUCUCAAGGAGGCUCUCCUCUCAGCCGGAGUGACAGCUCAGGGACCGCUCAGAGCCAGGAGCAUGGGGGAGCUCCGACCAUCCCACUCCUUCACCUGGAACCUGCCAGUGAACCUAUCAUAGAGGUCAGUCCAGUGACACAGAGGAGAAUACGGGCCUCUCUAUCUGACCUGGACAACGAAGGGGACAUUGAGAGCCUGUCUGUCCGGCAGCUCAAAGAGAUUCUGGCCCGUAACUUUGUCAACUACUCUGGCUGCUGUGAGAAGUGGGAGCUGAUAGAGCGGGUGCAUCGGCUCUACAGGGAGAACGAACAGAACAGGAAGUCCAUGGAAAAUGUCAGCAACAUCAACAGCAUGUCUGCAGUGGUGUCAUAUCCUCCGCCUAUCUGCAAUGGUGCAGUGGAAGACAGUGUGAAGGCUCAGCUGGCCUCUGAUGACCACCUAUGUCGCAUCUGCAUGGACGCUGUGAUCGACUGUGUGCUGCUAGAGUGCGGUCACAUGGUCACCUGUACCAAAUGUGGGAUGAGGAUGAGCGAGUGCCCCAUCUGCAGGCAGUACGUGGUGCGGGCCGUGCACGUCUUCAAGUCUUAACUCUGCCUUGAGCGUGCAUGUCAGCCAAGGACAUUGAAGCUGUGACGUAGUGUGUGCAUAUGCUUGAAAACCAGAGGGAGUGUGAAUGAUUUUGCAAGUUUCCAAGGACUUAAUGCUACAGCAGAUGUGCACAUCCUCCAGUCCAAAUGACAUGCAGAGCAGACAGCUUCACACAGCCUGACUUUUACUACAGCUACUAGAACUACAAGAGCCCCACAGGAAAUUGCUCUGUCGUGUCUGGACCUCCACUGGCUCCAGGACACUGACCUUCUGUCUUUAGUGUGAUACACACUGAAUUGUUUCACAAAUAACUCUCCAAUAUCUUAUUUUACAGUGCUUCAUGUCAAUUAGUUUUUUACUUUUAAUAAACCAUGAAGCGGAAUUGGUCCCAUCAGGGCCGAUAUACCGAACGGGGACACAGGGCUUGUGCCCCGGGGCCCUGACCUUCCUCAACCAAAUUUGUAUUAUUACAUUUUUGGGGUGUUGUGGGUCAGAUUGCAAAUAGUGUAAAAUUGCAGGAAAUUAGCUUUAAAACGGCAACAUAUUCUCUUAGCCUCAUGAUAAAAUGUGUAGAAGGAGGGGGGAGUGCCUUGAGGUUGGUGCCCCAGGGUUCCAAAUGCAGUAGACUGGCCCUGGGUCCCAUGGAUACUUGAAUUGGAUAUGUUUCAUGGUGAGUAGGUAUUAGGUGAUUAAGGUGGAGAUCAUUAUGAUAUCCCAGGGUUAGAGUCAAUAUGGUUUACACACUCAUACCACACCAGGCUAUACUAUACGUAUCUCCUUCAAUGUUCUUUAGUAUGUGCAAUAUUAAAACAUAGACUUCUAUGUCUGUCUAUGACUCUCGUCUGAGAAACUCAACCAGGCUGCAUGUCUCUGUGCUGUUCCAUUCUAUAUACACAUACACAUACACACACAUACACAGGGGAGGGUUUUAGGUGCCAAACUUCAUACUACAACUACAUUACUGAUUGCUGUUUCUAUGCCAAGUGUCACUCCUCACUUCAGACCAUGCAUUGUAGAUUUGAGCAGCAUCCAACCCAAUCAAUAUGUAAACCAUCAAGCUCAGUGAUUGGUUGAAUUGUAGGGAAGCUCUUGAGCCACAUGCUAUGGGUUAUAGGGACUUCAGUUCAAGGCUGUCCAACCCAUGUUCUCCUUGCAUGUGUUGAAUCAGUCACAAGUGAUAUCACAUUAUGAUUCAUAUUUAUGUUGAUGAUCUUGUUUGGUUUAGAGAAGGCUCCUGUCUACUGUGGUAACAUACCAUACACUGUGGCUGGGUCAUCCCAUGCUUUACGUUCCUAUGCUCUUCGUCGGUGUAUCUUUUAUUAAAGUCUGGCAUGACUGACAAUGUGUCUGCUACUUAGCUUAAUUAAGCAAUAUCAUUCCAUUACUUUUCCUAGGUGUGUUGUCCAUUGGCUCAGUGUUCACCUCUUGAAGGUGACAGGUGCUAAUUCCUCUGUUCUGAGCUCAUAUUUAAACAUCUUUUAUCACGUUGUGUAUUUGUCUUUUAAUAUCUCUUUUCAAGAGAAGAAAAGGAUGCAUAAACUCAGUCUAAGUUGAUUUGUUUAUACAAAUACAACUUCUGUUCUUUCAUAAAAUUACAUUUAUUCAAAUGUCUAUUGAAAAAACAAAGUAUCUACUAAUGCCUGUAGAUCGUUAGACAAAAAGAUUAUUGCUGUAAAAUAAUUGCAUAUGAUAUGUAAGCUAUUGAUAAAUAUAUAUUUUUCCAUUUGCUUUGGAUGUCGUAAUAUCAUUUAUUAGCAUUUGAUAUUUUAAGAGGUUGAAUCAUUUUUUUCAGAAUGUAAAUUCCAUUAAUUUGAUCAAAUGAAUAUGACUCUCCAAUCAAAAACAGAGAGAUCACUGAUCAUGACAUUUCCCCAUUAAAGUUCUCAUUUUAUUUUGGAGCAUUUCUUGUCCUUACCUGCUAGCGGAUUCAAAACCUUAUGAAUAUUUGUACAACGCACACGGUAGCGAACACUGUCACUGUGUUUACAUGUAUGUUUAUAAUAAUGCUGCGAUAUCGCAGAUGUCCCUUGUAGGCAGCUAUAUGAUGUCAAAGUAGGAUGAGUUAUAGCUAUGAGCACUCUAUGGAAUCCUGGAACUUUGUAUUUUGGAAUGUUGAACUUUUUAUUUUGGUAAUUACAAGUAUUUAAUAGAUUUAAUA
Molecule: messenger RNA, 3564 nt
Organism: Oncorhynchus nerka (sockeye salmon)
Lineage: Eukaryota; Metazoa; Chordata; Actinopteri; Salmoniformes; Salmonidae
Product: E3 ubiquitin-protein ligase RNF34-like
Exons: 9
Coding region: 135-1406 (423 amino acids)
Biological process (GO): negative regulation of extrinsic apoptotic signaling pathway via death domain receptors; proteasome-mediated ubiquitin-dependent protein catabolic process; protein K48-linked ubiquitination
Cellular component (GO): plasma membrane; cytoplasm
Molecular function (GO): ubiquitin protein ligase activity
Source: RefSeq, a predicted model, not a curated record